ACCUUCUCUGACCAAUCCUGACUUCUUCUUCUUGUCUCUUUGUUCCUUGCUCACCAAGAAUCUCUUAUCUCUUCUUCUUCCUUCUUUCAGUUGCUAUGCCUCCGACCUACUUCCCUCUCCGGUGGGAGAGCACCGGCGAUCAGUGGUGGUACGCUACACCUAUCGACUACGCCGCCGCCAACUGCCAGUACGACCUAGUCCGUGAGCUUCUCCGAAUAGACUCCAACAACCUCAUGAAACUCACUUCCCUCCGCAGAAUCCGCCGCCUCGAGACCGUCUGGGACGACGACGAGUCCCACUUCCACGACGUCGCCGCGUGCAGGUCACGCGUAGCCAGAAAACUCCUCGCCUCCUGCGACGAAGAAGGCUCCGAGUCCAACACUCUCAUCCGUUCCGGCUACGCCGGCUGGCUUAUGUACACGGCGGCCUCCGCCGGAGAUCUAGGCUUCGUUCGCCAUCUCCUCGAGAGGAACCCUCUGUUCGUGUUCGGCGAAGGAGAGUACGGUGUCACUGACAUACUCUACGCCGCUGCGAGAAGUAAAAACCACGAUGUGUUCCGUCUGGUUUACGAUUUCGCGGUUAGUCCGAGGUUCGAAACCGGCGGUUUUGAUCAGGGAAACGGUGAUAUUCCGGAGGCUUAUAAGAGGGAGAUGAAGAACAGAGCGGUUCACUCUGCUUCUAGAGGAGGCAAUCUUGUUAUUCUCGGAGAGCUUCUUAGUGAUUUCUCUGUUGAAGAUGUCUUAACCUUCCGUGAUAAACAAGGCUCCACCAUCCUCCACGCAGCCGCCGGAAAAGGAAAAACUCUGGUGGUUAAAGAGCUUGUGGCUUCAUACGGCUCUUUAAUAAUAAACGCCAUAGACAGCCAAGGGAACACGGCUCUACACGUGGCAGCCUACCGUGGCCACGCUGAUCUCGUUGAAGCUCUGAUCUCAGCCUCUCCAUCUUUAAUCUCCGCCAGAAACAAAGCUGGCGACACUUUCCUCCACGCCGGGAUCUCCGGUUUCCAGACCCCGGCGUUCGAGAGGCUUGACAAGCAUGCUGAGCUCAUGAACCGUCUCAUAACCUCCGCUGCCUCAAACUCCCCCUGCGAUGUCGUUAACUGCAGGAACAACGAGGGACGUACGGCUCUUCACAUGGCGAUCUCUGGGAACGUUCCUCUUGAGUUCGUUGAGAUGCUUAUGUCUGUGAAAUCGAUUGAUAUUAACGUCAAGGAUGGUUCUGGUAUGACUCCGCUUGAUCUCAUUAGGCAUAAGCCGCAGUCUCCGACGUCUGAUAUACUGUUCCGACGGUUGGUUUCAGCCGGAGGGAUGUUGAGUUGUCGUGAUCAGAGGAGUAUAACAAGUGUGGUCGCGUCUCAGUUGAAAGAUAGAGGGAAUUUUUAUAGCCCUGGAGCUCGGUUUAGGACAUCUGACGCUGAGAUAUUCUUGAGCACGAGAGUUGAAGCUGUGCCUAGUAGGCACGUGAGAUCAAGCUCUUGUUCUAUUGAGAGUUGUCAGGUUAACGUGACGGAUGAGAAUCAUCAUCUCAAGAAGUGUAGAAACGCUUCUGUUAACUCUGCGACGGAGAGACUAAAGAGCGUUUUCCACUGGCCACGGACCAAGAAACAAACCGGACAUUCCAAGAACGAUUCUGAGAUUAGUAUCGCGUCGACAGUUCUUGAGACGCAAGAAACUCCUCCUGUGCCUCUCCGACAGAGAUUUUCAAAAAGCAGCACUUCGUCGUCUCCUGCUCUUCCUAGUAAUAAUAAUAAAAGGACUUUAUCGGUGAGAAGUAACCAGUCGAGUCCAAGAGCCAAGAAAAAGCGGUUUGGUUCGGUACGAUCUCGUUCAAGCUCUUUUUCGAAAAUUUCAUUCCACUCUUCUUCGGCUUCUUCAACGUCAAGCAUGGUUGAUGUUAAGCAGAAGGGAGUGUUGAUUGAUACGGAUAUAGCCGGACCGUCUGGAAUUAACCGGGCAGAGGCGGUGAAAAGUAAAAAGGUAAAAGAGAAGGGGAGGAGGAGACAUUACUUCUGCUUUGGUGCUUCAGCUUUGUCUGUGAAAACACCAGCUACUGUCUUGGUAUAAUCCGGUUUUUAAAACCCGGUUUGGCGAACAACAGAAAUAUUGUAGUGUAUUUGCUAAAGUUGAGUUACCUGCUGUUUUGGUUUCUAGCACCAUGUAGUCUAAAGAAAACUCCUUGCCAGUUCAGUGAUUGAUUCGAAAUAAUAAUUAAGGUCUCUUUUGAAAUAAUUAAUGUAAGUAUAUCCUUUUACUAAUGGAAUCUAUAAA
Messenger RNA from Eruca vesicaria subsp. sativa (arugula), 2267 nucleotides. NCBI's taxonomy places the organism in Eukaryota, Viridiplantae, Streptophyta, Magnoliopsida, Brassicales, Brassicaceae. The record is from the annotation of a GenBank genome assembly.